Molecule: messenger RNA, 1189 nt
Organism: Fomitopsis serialis
Lineage: Eukaryota; Fungi; Basidiomycota; Agaricomycetes; Polyporales; Fomitopsidaceae
Product: beta-lactamase-like protein
Exons: 5
Coding region: 126-857 (243 amino acids)
Molecular function (GO): hydroxyacylglutathione hydrolase activity
Source: RefSeq, a predicted model, not a curated record
CCCGCAUGUCGAUGUCGGGCUGUGUGAGCCGAAGUGCUGGAGAGGUCGUACAGUAAUUCGAGAGAAAGACUGGCUGCAGUGACUGCAUGACACGCCUGCGACGCGGACACGGCUCCUCGGCCCCCAUGAUCCUCGCGCAUCCCCUCCGCUCACUAAUCCGCCCUCCCGUCCUCGCCCGCCCGUUCUCCGCCACCCUCGCUGCCAGGAUGAAGGUCAUCCCGUCCCCGUGCGCGACGACAACUACGCGUACCUCCUUGUCGACACCGCCACCAGCAAGGCCGCGCGGUCGAUCCGUACGACGUCCCAAGGUCCAGGCCGCCGCGGAGGAGGCUGGUGUCCAGAUCGUGCCAACAUACCACCCACAUCAUUACGACCACAGCGGUGGGAACAAGGCGUCCGCAUUUCCCGAUGCGCCCGUCUACGGCGGUAGCAACCAGAUCCCCGCCCUGACGCAGCUCGUCAAGGACAAGGACGUGUUCAAGGUCGGCGAAGGGAUCAGCGUCCGGAUCGAUCUGCUACUAUGUACCUCGUCCUCGUCCUCCCACCCCGGCGGCGUGUUCACGGGCGACACGCUCUUCGUCGCGGGGUGCGGCCGCUUCUUCGAGGGCACCGGUGAGGAGAUGGACCGCGCGCUGACCUACCUCGGCACGCUCCCUGACCAGACGGUCGUCUACAACGGGCACGAGUACACCUCGGGCAACGUCGCCUUCGCGAAGUCGGUCGACGGGGACAACGCCGCGCUCAAGCGGCUCGCGCAGAUUGUGGAGGAGAAUAAGAUCGUGACCGGCCUGACCACCAUCGGCGACGAGAAGGAAUGGAACCCGUUCAUGCGUCUGCAGAGCGCACCGGUCCAGUGAGAGCGCACCGGGAAGUCGGUAACAGCGCCAUCAUGGACGAGCUCAGGAACAUGAAGAACAGCUUCCGUGGAUGAGUGCGACACAAGGACCCCGCUCAGCCAGGCACGCACAUGUAUGUUAUAGAUCUAAGCAGGAGAGGACAUCGUGGAAGCUUUCGAUCUUCACUGUACUUGUAUCUGACGACAAUCCCAACUUCAAGUGUACAAGUAUGCAAUGUAGGGUGAUUCGUUGUGGAUUCGGUGCACUAAGCCCGACUGACUUAUAACCCCUGUCUGCGAGACCGAACAAGCGCCCAUAGACCCUACAAAUAGCAAGCGUACUUUUCCAUAGUA